Messenger RNA from Hyaena hyaena (striped hyena), 753 nucleotides. RefSeq names its product WAP four-disulfide core domain 8 (gene WFDC8). Gene Ontology annotation, molecular function: serine-type endopeptidase inhibitor activity. Lineage: Eukaryota; Metazoa; Chordata; Mammalia; Carnivora; Hyaenidae. The record is from RefSeq and is a predicted model, not a curated record. Bases 1 to 753 code for a protein of 250 amino acids. Gene Ontology annotation, cellular component: extracellular region. The transcript has 6 exons.
AUGCCCUUAAGGCUGCCUGUGGAGCCUCUGGAAGCCUUCCUGUGCCCUCCGGGGUGCCUUCCUGUCCACAGCUCCGCCUUCUCCCCGAGGAACGUAGUGCUCCUGCUGCUUCUCUCUCUCUCUUUGGAGGACACAUCUGCAUCGCCAGUGAAAAGAGACAAAAAGAAACCAGGAGUGUGCCCCCAUGAGAGGAUCAACUGUAAAACUCGAGGUCCAGAUUUGUGCCAAAAUGAUGAACAGUGCAUAGAACAGAUGAAAUGCUGCUCAUUCGCCUGUGGGAAGAAGUGCAUGGAUCCACUCAAAGAGCCCUGCCUGCUACCCUUAGACCAAGGAAACUGUAACAUUAAUAUCAGGCACUGGUAUUUUGACAAUAAACAUCACCUCUGCAAACCCUUUACCUAUGGAGGCUGCCUUGGGAAUGCCAACAACUUCAUCAGCAAGGAACACUGCAAAAUGGCUUGCACAUUUCUUGUCAAGGAAGGACAUUGUCCACUCUUCCCUUUCAAGGACCGUAUGGAGUGUUCAGCUCAGUGUAAGAGUGACAUCGAUUGCCCCCAAAGUGACAAAUGUUGUGAAUCCAUGUGUGGCUUUGUUUGUGCCAUGGCUUGGGCAGCCAAAUCAGGUUUCUGCCCGCACAAGCCUGUGGUGUGUUCCAAGAUUGAUAGACCUGUGUGCCUUCGGGAUUAUGAUUGCCCACUGUCACAGAAGUGCUGUUCACGUUGUGGACUGAAGUGCCUGGAACCUCAAAAAUGA